Solanum pennellii is the source of this 546-nucleotide messenger RNA. RefSeq lists its product as uncharacterized. The record is from RefSeq and is a predicted model, not a curated record. The coding region runs from base 1 to 546 and encodes 181 amino acids. Lineage: Eukaryota; Viridiplantae; Streptophyta; Magnoliopsida; Solanales; Solanaceae. The transcript has a single exon.
AUGGGGGUAAGUACUACUGAAAAUGCUGAGCUUGCUGCCUAUCAACUCAAGGAUGUGGCUCAGACAUGGUACAGUCAGUCGAUGGACAGUAGGGCUUUAGGAGGUGGUCUCGUGACUUUGGAGAUCUUCAAAAAGGCAUUUCUUGACAGAUUCUUCCCAAGGGAUCAAAGGGAAGAUAAGGUAGAGUUGUUCAUUAACUUUCGUCUAGGAGGUAUGAGUGUUAAAAGAUACUCCUUAAAGUUCAUUAAGCUGACCAUAUAUGCUUCUUCUUUGGUUUCCAAUGCUAGCCGUUAUGUAACGGGCAUGUCUGAAGAGAUUGAAGAAGAAUGUCGUGCAGCUAUGCUUCAUGACAAUAUGGAUAUUUCUAGGUUGACGGUUCAUUCAAAACAUGUACAGGAGAGUCGUCUAAGAAAGAGGUACAAAGAAGCUAGGAAGGCAAGGUCUUUUGAAAGUAGUUCUUUUAAGAGUAGACUUGACGUUCAAGACAAGCCUAAGUUCAAGGUUUUCAAACCAAGUCUCUUAAAAUUUCUCCAAGAAUUGCAAUGA